UCCCUGUCGUCGACGUUUUCCAAUAUGUCUACUCUACGGUGCUUUAAUCUAUAGUAUCUUUUAUUAAUACAACAGUACUACUAAUAGUAGUAGGAGUAAUAAAUGGGCAAGAGGAGUCGGUGGUUGUGGUGGAUGGUGGUGGCUGUAGGUGUAGUAGGAGUGGUGGCGACAGGCACAAACAGCGGCGCAGGGGAAGGGGAAGGAAAAGGGAAAGUGUUAGAGCCUCUCGUAACCAGAAUUGCCUUUGGAUCCUGCGCCAACCAAAGCGCUCCUCAGCCCAUUUGGAAUGCCAUAAUUGACUUUGAUCCCCAAGUUUUUAUUUGGCUGGGAGACAAUGUUUAUGGAGACACUAAACGUCCUUCUAAGUUAUUUGGAAAGGAAAGGACUUUUGGGCCUUGGAAGAAUGCUCCUAGGUUUAUCCCUUCCUCCCCAAAGGAAUUGGAGUCCAGAUACCAGAAAGCUAAAAGUAAUCCUGGUUAUUCUCGUCUUCGACACACUACUCAGGUUAUUGGUACCUGGGAUGACCAUGACUAUGGAUUAAAUGAUGCUGGAAAAGAGUUUGGUGGUAAAAUCACUAACCAAAAGCUUCUCCUCGAUUUCUUAGACGAGCCUCAAGACAGUCCUCGGCGCCAGCAGGAGGGUGUGUAUACUUCAUAUAUGUUUGGCCCGGUGGGCAGACAAAUCAAGGUCAUCCUUUUAGACACGAGGUACCACAGAGAUCCUUUGCGCAGCGAUGGGAGUGUCCUGGGAAGUUCUCAGUGGACAUGGUUAGAAAAGGAGUUGAACGGACCAAAAUCAGCCAUUACCAUCAUUGGGUCUUCAGUGCAGGUUAUAUCAAAUCUUUCAGCAACCACUCGCCCAUUGUUUUCUUUGGAGUCCUGGGGACGUUUCCCAAAGGAAAGGAAUCGUCUUUUCAAAUUGAUAGCAGAUACUAAGAGAGAAGGCAUCUUCUUCAUCAGUGGAGAUGUUCAUUUUGGAGAAAUUUCUAGAUAUGACUGUGCUACUGGAUAUCCACUAUAUGAUGUAACUGCAAGUGGGCUUACACAAGCUGUUGAGAAAGCGGUCCCACAUGUAUUUAGUUUGUUAGUGAGAUUUGUGGCAUGGCUGACACCAACGACAAUGAGAGUGAUCAGCAAAAAUUGCAGAUUCAGGUCAUGCACGUAUGGUCAGCCAAAUUUUGGAGCAAUUGAAAUUGACUGGAGCACAACUCCAGUAACCUUGAAACUUGAGGUCAGGGACAUCGUAGGGUACCCUGUCACUGGUGUAAAAUUUCCAUUAGUGGAAUUGCAAUCACGUGGCUUAGUGGCAUCAGUUAAAGCAGGGGAACAUCGAAGGCAUUGCUCCCUUGAAGUUAAUCUGCCAUGGAUGAUCAAAUAUCGCCUGGCAAUUUUAUUCUACUGUUCUGUAUCUGCUUUGCUUCUUGCUAUGAGUGGGCUGGCUUAUGCAGCCACAUUAGCAUUCAGACUGCUCCUCCACAAAUGCAAGCUAGAUUGAAUACGCCUUAGUGGAGACGAUAAGAUUUUAGGAUACAGGUUCUUGCUCAACUUGUAAA
Molecule: messenger RNA, 1552 nt
Organism: Populus euphratica (Euphrates poplar)
Lineage: Eukaryota; Viridiplantae; Streptophyta; Magnoliopsida; Malpighiales; Salicaceae
Product: Calcineurin-like metallo-phosphoesterase superfamily protein
Exons: 9
Coding region: 103-1494 (463 amino acids)
Source: RefSeq, a predicted model, not a curated record